Molecule: messenger RNA, 5395 nt
Organism: Anolis carolinensis (green anole)
Lineage: Eukaryota; Metazoa; Chordata; Lepidosauria; Squamata; Anolidae
Gene: abcc2
Product: ATP binding cassette subfamily C member 2
Exons: 32
Coding region: 278-4936 (1552 amino acids)
Biological process (GO): transmembrane transport
Cellular component (GO): apical plasma membrane
Molecular function (GO): ATP binding; ATP hydrolysis activity; ABC-type transporter activity
Source: RefSeq, a predicted model, not a curated record
CCCUUCUCACCCGAGGGGACAUACCCACAUACCUACAAACAUUCACUUUUAUUAUAUAGAUAUAGAUUUUCUAGAGUCCUGCCCCAGACUACUAUAUUCAAGAUUAACAAAUCUGAUUCAUGAGGCUAAACAUGCAUCUGGAGUUAACGAUUAAUGUCCUGUCACUGUGUAGUUGUUCCUAAGGCCCCUUUGUUGAGCAUGUGGGACUUUUGCCCUGUUCAGCUUCCUGGGAUUGAUAAAUCAGUUGGACAAGGACAGGAGAAGAGAGUGCCUUGCCAUGGCGAUGGCAGCCUUGGGGGAUUUCUGUGGCUCUGUUUUCUGGAACUCCUCUCUACUGGAUCGAGAGGAUGCUGACCUGACGCUCUGCUUUGAACAGACAGUUCUUGUCUGGAUCCCGCUUGGGUUCCUUUGGCUCUUUGGGCCAUGGCAGCUUCUUCCAUUGUUCAAAUGCCACAGGAAAAAAUUGUCUAUCACAAAACUUUACCUUACUAAACAGGUGCUGACUAUGCUGCUGUUACUGAUGGCGCUAGCUGAACUCAUUUUCACCAUCGUUGAAGUCCUUGGACACCACCAUAACCCUGCCAUCCAGUACACGAAUCCUGCACUCUACGUGGUCACUUGGGUGCUUGUUUUCCUGAUCCAUGACAGUCGUCGCUUUACCAUCCGGAGGGACUCUGCGGUUCUCUUCCUCUUUCUGAUCCUUUCUGUCAUUUGUGGUGUGUUUCAACUCCAGACUUUGAUCCGACAAGCAAUUCAGAGCUCCAUCGCUGACUUACCCCGAUUCAGCUUCUUUUUGGUCUCUUACGGACUUCAACUCCUUCUCUUGUUCAUCUCUGUCAUUUCUGACAUUGCUCCUGAAAUUAAGGAGGCAGCAAAGAAGAACCCAGAGAUUACUGCUUCUAUUCUGAGUGUGAUCACUUUCAACUGGUACAACAGUAUGGUCGUGAAAGGCUAUCGGAAGCCAUUAGAGAUGGAAGAUGUCUUUGAGCUGAAGGAUGCAGAUAAGACGCAGAAGGUUUUGGGCAUGUUUGAUAAGCAUAUGAAGACUGGGGUCAAAAAGGCCCAGUGGGAACUGGAGAUCCGGCAGAGGAAGACGAAACAGCACUCAGCAACCAAUGACUACAGGAAUGGUUUGAGCAAGACACAGAGUCUGGAUGUGCUAGUUCUGGAAGAGAGAGAGAAAAAGCAAAAGAAAAAGAAAGACUCCAAAAAAGACUACACUAAGGGAUGGCUGAUGCUUGCUGUGGCCCGAACCUUUUCUCGAAACCUUCUGCAAUCGGUAGCAUUCAAGCUGAUGCAUGACGUGUUGGUGUUUGUGAGUCCACAACUGCUAAAGCUGAUGAUCAACUUUGUGUCAGAUCCAAAUGACUACCUUUGGCAUGGCUAUUUCUAUGCAUUACUGAUGUUUGUGGCUGCACUGAUGCAGUCCAUCUGUCUGCAACAAUACUUUCAAUUAUGCUUUAAGUUGGGCAUGAGUGUGCGCACUGCUCUUAUGGCUGCCAUCUACAAGAAGGCCCUUACAGUCUCCAAUGCCACCCGGAAGGAGUCCACCAUUGGCGAGACAGUGAAUCUGAUGUCGGCAGAUGCUCAGCGCUUCAUGGACUUCACAAACUUUGUGCACCAGCUGUGGUCUGCUCCAGUGCAGAUUGUGCUGUCUAUUCUGUUUCUGUGGCUGGAGUUGGGCCCCUCUGUGUUUGCAGGAGUUGGGGUCAUGUUGCUGCUUAUCCCCAUCAAUGCAGUGUUGGUUGCCAAAGCCAGGGCUAUCCAAGUAAAGAACAUGAAUUACAAGGAUGAACGCAUGAAGAUCAUGAAUGAAAUUUUCAAUGGCAUCAAGAUCCUGAAGCUGUUUUCCUGGGAGCCAUCAUUUCAGAAGCGAGUUGAAAAAAUCCGGAAUCAGGAGCUGAAGGGACUUCUACGUUUUUCCUACCUACAAUCAGUUUCUAUUUUCGUUUUCACAUGUGCUCCUUUUCUGGUUUCUGUGGUAACCUUUGCUGUGUUUGUGAUGGUGGAUGAGGACAAUGUUUUGGAUGCACAGAAGGCCUUCACUUCGAUUUCUCUCUUUAAUGUGCUGCGCUUCCCCCUUGCCAUGCUUCCAAUGGUGUUGUCUUCUCUGGUGCAGGUCAAUGUGUCUACUAGGCGGCUAGAACGGUAUCUGGGCAGUGAAGACCUGAACACUUCAGCCAUAUGGCAUGAACCCAGCCCUGGCUGUGCUGUGCGCUUCUCUGAAGCAUCCUUUGCAUGGGAACACAAUUCUAAUGCCGCCAUUAAAGAUGUAAACCUGGAAAUUCCUUGUGGGAGCUUGUUGGCUGUAGUGGGGCCUGUGGGAUCAGGAAAAUCCUCACUGGUGUCGGCUAUGCUGGGUGAGAUGGAGAACAUCAAGGGUCACAUCAACAUUCAGGGAUCAGUGGCAUAUGUACCCCAGCAAGCAUGGAUCCAGAAUGCCACCCUGAAAGACAACAUCCUUUUUGGGUCACCCCUUGAUGAGGCUCGGUACCAAAAAGUCAUAGAGGCGUGUGCCUUACUCCCAGACCUGCAGCUGCUUCCAGGAGGAGAUCUCACCGAGAUUGGGGAGAGGGGCAUUAACCUGAGUGGGGGCCAAAAGCAACGUGUCAGCCUGGCCAGAGCUGUAUACAAUAAUGCAGACAUUUACUUAUUGGAUGAUCCUCUCUCAGCUGUGGAUUCCCAUGUAGGGCGACACAUCUUUGACAAAGUCCUGGGACCCGAGGGACUGUUGCAGAAUAAAACACGUAUCCUGGUGACUCACAGCCUAAGCUUCCUAGCCCAAGUGGAUGAUAUUGUGAUGCUGGUAGAUGGAAAGGUCUCAGAAAAGGGGCCUUAUAGCACCUUGCUAAGUAAUGGUGGAGAGUUUGCUCAGCUGCUCAACACAUAUGGAAGCCAGCAGGAGGGCAACCCUGAAGAUGAAGCCACAGUGGGUAUGAAUGAAGAACUGGAAUUGGAUGGGGAUCCUGAACCUGGAGCUGAAGAAGUCCCAGCUGAUGUGGUGACCAUGACCCAGAAGAGUGAGGCCAGUGUCCAUCAAAAAAAAUUCUGCCGCAGCCUCAGUACAAGUAGUAAUAUGUCCCUCAAGAAAGCUCUUCAAGGAAAGCCGAAGGAGAAGGAGCCAGUAGCAGAGAUAAAGGGGCAAAAGUUAAUCGACAAGGAAGCUGUGGAAACAGGCAAGGUGAAAUUCAUCAUGUAUACACGAUACUUGGGUGCAGUUGGUUGUAAUCUCACAACAUGGAUCUUUUUAGCCUAUGUGGCUCAAGCUGCAGCCACUAUUGGCUCUAACUUGUGGCUCAGUGAAUGGACAAACGAUGCUGUAAAAUACCAAAACAUGACAUAUACAACUGCUAUACGUGACACGCGUGUUGGUGUCUAUGGGGCACUGGGCAUCAGCCAAGGUCUUUUCCUGCUGGCUGCAUGUAUGCUGUCUGCCCACGGUGCUGUCCGAGCUUCCCGGGUCCUGCACAAGCAUUUGCUCAGUAACAUCCUUCGUGUACCCAUGAGCUUCUUUGACACAACACCAACUGGCCGCAUCAUCAACAGAUUUGCCAAGGACAUCUUUACUGUGGAUGAGGCCAUUCCUAUGUCAUUUCGUUCCUGGUUGAACUGCUUCUUGGGAAUUAUCAGCACUCUCCUGAUCAUCUGCUUGGCCACACCUUAUUUUGCCAUUAUCAUGUUACCUCUGGGACUCCUCUACUACUUUGUUCAACAAUUCUAUGUGAGCACCUCCCGCCAGCUGCGGCGCCUGGACUCUGUCACCCGCUCGCCCAUCUAUUCCCAUUUCAGUGAAACAGUAUCAGGUCUCUCUGUCAUUCGGGCUUAUGGACACCAGGAACGCUUCCUGCAGCACAAUGAGAAGAUUGUGGACAUCAAUCAGAAAUCUGUGUACUCUUGGAUUGUUUCUAACAGGUGGCUGGCUGUGCGCCUCGAGUUUGUGGGGAAUCUGGUGGUGUUCUUUGCGGCACUGCUGGCAGUCUUUGCCAGAGAUCCUUUGAACAGUGGCAUUGUAGGACUUUCUAUCUCCUCAGCUCUCAGUGUGACUCAGACGUUGAACUGGUUGGUACGGAUGACUUCUGAGUUAGAGACCAACAUUGUGGCUGUAGAGAGAGUACACGAAUACACAGAGGUGCCAAAUGAGGCACCUUGGGUGACAUUACAAAGGCCACAGUCAAGCUGGCCCAACAAUGGAGAGAUCCGUUUCGUGAACUAUCAGGUGCGGUAUCGACCUGAGUUGCAGCUAGUUCUUGAUGGGAUCAACUGUUAUAUCAAAAGCUCUGAGAAGAUUGGUGUCGUGGGUCGAACAGGAGCUGGGAAAUCCUCCCUCACUAACUGCCUCUUUCGCAUCCUGGAAGCAGCCGGGGGAAAGAUCCUGAUUGAUGGACUUGAUAUAGCAACCAUUGGUCUGCAUGACCUGCGCCAGAAGCUCACUAUCAUCCCACAAGAUCCUGUUCUCUUUUCGGGGAGCUUGCGCAUGAACCUGGACCCAUUUGACCAGCACUCAGACAAAGAUGUCUGGUACGCACUGGAGCUGGCACACUUGAAGACUUUUGUGAGCAGCCUGCCAGAAGGAUUGUCUUAUCCAGUGAGCGAAGCAGGAGAGAACCUGAGCGUGGGGCAGAGACAACUGCUGUGUUUGGCACGCGCGCUUCUCCGUAAAUCCAAAAUCUUGAUUCUGGAUGAGGCCACAGCAGCUGUGGAUAUGGAGACUGAUCACUUAAUCCAACAGACAAUCCGGAGUGAGUUUGUUGACUGCACAGUGAUCACCAUUGCCCAUCGGCUGCACACCAUCAUGGAUAGCAACAGGGUGAUGGUACUUCAAGCAGGAAAGAUUGUAGAGUUUGACAGCCCCGAGGAGCUCCUUCAGCAGCACGGUGUCUUUGCAGCGAUGGCAAGGGAUGCUGGCAUUUUGGGAAAUCAGGACACUGCCCUAUAGAGUGUGUGAGCUCAAGGCCACGACAUGAAGAUUCUCUAUAUUGCAGGAAUCCUGUUGCAGGUCUUCUGGGCCUGCCUUGAUUCUGAGUGACAAUUCUGCAAUUGUAUUGGCAGUGCCACUACAUUUGGGACAUCUCCCGAGACCGUUCCCUGUGACAUGCCACAGCUGCCGUAUUAUUGACUUGGUCAUGAACUUGCAGUUGACAGCAAGUAAACCCUGGUUCUAUGGAAAGUGUGCUUCUACUACCACUCUCGGUGCUAUCAAGGAUCAUUUAGAGAUCAGUCUGGUGAAUUUCUCCUAUUUCGGGAGUCAAAUCAUGUUCCUAAAUCUUUGAUGGUCUUUAAAAUUCUCCAUGCCACAAAAGAAGACAACAAACCUAACUGAUUGCUGUAUAUCUUUACUGUUCUGUUUGCGCUUCCAGACACAGGAGUCUUUGAGAAUAAAGUCUUAGCUCAGUGA